This is a messenger RNA of Branchiostoma floridae (Florida lancelet), 3720 nucleotides long. Its product is annotated as synaptic vesicle membrane protein VAT-1 homolog. The record is from RefSeq and is a predicted model, not a curated record. Lineage: Eukaryota; Metazoa; Chordata; Leptocardii; Amphioxiformes; Branchiostomatidae. Gene Ontology annotation, molecular function: zinc ion binding; oxidoreductase activity. The transcript has 18 exons. The coding region runs from base 79 to 1959 and encodes 626 amino acids.
GGGUCAGCAGGGGUGAGAGGUCAUAGGUUAGCUUGUUGGCUGUACUUGGCUGUAGUAGUGAGAGUGAGUCCUGACAAGAUGGCGGAAGGCGGAGAUGCAGCAACGGUCGCGCACGAGGCGGGCAACGCCGUACAGGAGACCCCGAAGGCCGAGCCUGAGAAGGCGGCGGCGCCCGCGGAGCCAGCCCCUCCGGCGGAGCCUGCAGAGCCCACGGUGCGAACCAUCGUGUUGACGGGCCAUGGCGGCUACGACAAGCUGUCGGUACAGCAGAAGCCGCAGCCCAAGGCGGGGAAAGGCGAAGUGCUGGUCCGAGUCAAGGCGGCCGGACUCAACUUCUCCGAGCUGAUGGUCAGGCAGGGUCUGCACGACCGCAUGACCAAGCCACCCGUCGUCCUGGGCAUGGAGGCCGCAGGAGUCAUCGAGGAGCUGGGCGAGGACGUCAGCGGUCUCGAGGUUGGCCAGAAUGUCAUCUGCCUGGCGCAAACAGGAAUGUGGCGCGAGAUCGUGGCCGUGCCCGCCACCAACGUGUUCAUCAUGCCCGAGGAGAUGUCGUACGAGGAGGGAGCGGCCAUCCCGCUCAGCUACCUGACCGCGUACUUCAUGCUGUUCGACUUCGGCAACCUGCGGCCAGGGAAGAGCCUGCUUGUACACAUUGCUGCAGGUGGGGUUGGCUGGGCAGCUACGCAGCUUGCCAAGACAGUCGACAACGUCACAAUCUUUGGCACGGCCUCCGCUUCCAAACACGACGCCAUCAAGGAGAACGGCGUGGACCACCCCAUCGACUACCGGACGAGAGACUACGCUGAAGAGAUCAAAAACAUCAGCCCAAAAGGUGUGGACGUUGUACUGGACCCUCUGGGAGGUGCAGACACAUCCAAGGGUCUGCAGCUGCUCAGACCAAUGGGCAAGAUCGUCACUUACGGUUCAGCCAACAUGGUGAAGGGAGAGAACAGGAAUCUGAUGAAGAUGGCCAAAACCCUGUGGCAGUCCACCUCGGUCAGCCCUGUGUCACUGGUCAAGACUAACAAGGCCAUUGCUGGCUUCCAACUUGCACACCUCACAGGUGAAAUUGAGCUUGUACGCAGUGCCUUCCAGGAUAUCCUGAACAUGUACAAGGACGGGAAGAUCAAGCCACGCAUCGACUCUGUCUGGGCCUUCGAGCAGGUUGCCGAGGCAAUGCAGCAGAUGAAUGAACGGCGGAACAUCGGCAAGGUCAUCCUGUCACCGGAGAAGGAACCAACGAAGCCGGCAGAGGGCGACGCUGCGCCAACGUCACCCCUCAAGAAGAAGAAACCAUCGCUCUUCCGGCGACUCUCCAAACGAGCAUCACGGUCCAAGGAUGAGGGAGAGAAGAAGGAUGAAGUAAAGAAUGCAAAGAAAGAGUCACCCAUUAAGCAAGAGGAGCAGGAGAAGGCUGACGACAACAAGGCCACCAACGGACAUGUUCAGCAAACGCCUGAGGAUGAGAAGAUUGAGGACGAGGCUGCUGAGAAACUAAGGGCACGGCUCUCCGGGGGAGAUCCCAACAUAGAGGACACAGACAAGAUCGUAAAUGACAAAAUUGGUGCAGCUGAAGACAAGAUUGGGGAAGUUUCGAAGACAGUAGAUGGGAAGGUUGGAGAUGCAGAGAAAGCUGCAGAGAAAGCUGCAGAGGAAACUGCGGAGAACGUAGAGGAAAAGCUUGAAGAAGGAAAGGAAAAGGCGGAAGAUGUCAUACAGCAGACAGAGGAGAAAGUGGAUGAAGCUGUGAAGCAGGAGGAGGCCCCAACAGAGCCUGCCGCUCAGGAGGAGAAGAAGGAUGAAGCUCCAGCCGAAGAGCCGGAGAAGAUCGAAGUGGCCGUGGAAAACCCCGCCGAGACAGACGACGCCAAGGCCGCGGCUGCGGACGUCGUUCCCGACGACAAGCCGGUGGAGAACGAGGAAAAGGCCGACGGAGACGCGAGUCAAGAGGCGAACUAGGCGGGAGUUCCGCAGAGUUGUGACCGUAGAUAGCUUUGCCUAAUGGCUGUGGGACUACCAAAUUCUGGCUGCGAAGUGUCUUAGGUCGCUGCGCCCCUCGCAGGGUGCGAUUACAAGUGUGUUUUUGCUUGAGAAAUGAAACGGUAGCAUUUCCAAUGAUUGUAAAUGAUCGUGUCUGGAGAUUUCCAUAGCGACAGAACUAACUAACCAUCUCCCACCUUUCCUAAAGCUGAUUUUGAUUGUCUUUCUCUGUGCAUCAAUCUAUGAUCCCGACAAGGCAGCUCCUUUUACAAGCGUACCCAGGUAGCUUUUUUCACCUAGCAUCUAGAGGUAUACGAAAGCAAGUCCCAUUUGGCUGUAUUUUAUCCUUUACUCAAGCACCACUAUAUUUUAAACAAGAAACAUGAAUAUUGACCACUAUUGAGUGUAUUUAUAUUUUAUCGAAGCUAAAGUGCUGGGAAAGAAGGCUUGCCUGGGUAGGCUGUGAUUUUUUAACAAUGAUUAGACGUAGCAUGCCGCCGAGUAUGGCCCCAUUUUGUUAGGUACUGCCAAAUGUGUCUUGUCACACAAUUUUCAGAAUCUAAUGUUUUACUUAAUAUGAAUAAUGUUUUUAACUCAGAUUUUGUAAUGCCCCUCUUGCAUUGGAGCGAUACGUUAUGUCUACGCAAGGACGGUACGGCCGUACUUGACUUGCUCUGUGUGCCCGUUGGUCAAGAAAGACUGGAAUUGUACCGGGGCAUGUCAGUCCUGCUUUUUGUGGAACUUUGUAACUUUUAGUUAGCCAUAGUUUUAGGUCAUCUCUAGGUGUUAUUAUUAUGUGGAGUAAGUGUGCUUCUCACCGGCAGUGGUCGCCAACUGUCCUCUGCUCUUACAACCCAACCUGCAACCACCAUCAGAAUGUAGAAUUCAAGUCCAUUGUUAUGUAUAUGUUGCAUUGUAACCAAAGCAACAAUGUUGUUAGAUUCCACCACCUUGUUUCAGCAGUCUCUAUCUAGUUCAUGCCCAACAUACCAGCAACAGACCUGCUUUUCCUUGUAUACAGACAAUGUGAUAAAGUUGGAGUGUACGUUGGUAUACAGAGAAAUCUGGACUUAAAAUGUCUGCAUCGAAUCAUUUUUCAUGACCACAGCACUUACAUAGAAGUUGUUGCAUUCCCAUUGCAGUUGGGUUUGUAGGAAAUGAAGGACUAGGCACCAUUUCUGAGAGGGGAAAAUAAUUUCUAUAUGUGUAUAACUGGACGAUCCUCGGGCAGCCCAGUAACACAAUUGUCUAGAGCCUAAGCCUUUGAAGUGAUGUUUUCGUUUUGUUUUUUUCCCCGAAGUUCAGUUGCUUGUAGAUAAAUCAGUGAAGACUUGAGCAUUCCUUGCUGCAUGGCAAACUGGCACGAAAUCACAGCCAAUCAAGGCAUUCCACGGCAAGGCCGGUAAACGUACACCCUUCCGCCGCUUUCCCCACUGGAAUAAACACAUGGACUUGUCUUUUCUGGGUGUGCAGGGUUUUAUAUCACCUGUAAUGAUUCCAACACGUCAUGUACUAGUUCUAGAGAAGGCUCAAAGCUAACACCAACACUAAUCACGUUAUACCAAUCAGGUUUACUUCACAAAUUUGUAACCAUUUCAUUGGCUUAACUUCUCUUUCCCUGGAUUUUCUGAGGUUCUAUGUGUACAUGUGUAUGUGAAUAUUUAGGCUUAUGAUCAUGUUUGUGAGACUCCCUCGUCUGAGUGAAUGGUUGACAAUAAAAUUGAGCUUCCUUACAAAAUU